ACUUACUACUGAGACAAGGGAGUUGGAACGACCGGCCAUAGGACACCUUCCGUUUCUAUUUACUGCCCCUCUUCUAAGCUGAGCUGUCCACACUUCCGCCAUUAAAUACCACCAGACGAUAAUAAGAGGGGGGAUCAGCACCCAUUCGUCAGGCAGUGAUGGCUUUAGGACUGGGCCCCGCUGCAGCGGCGGCCUACAGUCCCAUGUUCGUCCUUCCGACGCUUAAUUUUACCGUUAACCAGGUGGCAGCGGUAUGCGAAACACUCGAAGAAAGUGGGGACAUUGAAAGAUUGGGACGAUUCCUGUGGUCCCUGCCAGUUGCACACCCAAAUUGCAGUGAACUCAAUAAAAACGAGGCGGUCCUCAGGGCCCGGGCCCUCGUGGCCUUUCACACCGGCAGUUUCAGAGAACUUUACCACAUUCUGGAGAGUCACCGGUUCACUAAGGCCUCCCAUACCAAAUUGCAAGCCAUGUGGCUCGAGGCCCACUAUCAAGAGGCCGAGAAACUAAGGGGUAGGCCCCUGGGGCCAGUGGACAAAUACAGAGUUCGAAAGAAGUACCCUCUGCCAAGGACUAUUUGGGACGGAGAACAGAAAACUCACUGUUUCAAGGAGCGAACCCGAAGUCUUUUGAGAGAAUGGUACCUCCAGGACCCCUAUCCUAAUCCGACCAAAAAGAGAGAGCUGGCUCAGGCCACAGGACUUACUCCCACGCAGGUCGGUAAUUGGUUCAAAAACAGACGGCAAAGGGACAGGGCAGCAGCAGCGAAGAAUAGGUUGCUUCAGCAGCAAAUGCAGCAACAGCACUUAAAACAACAAUCGAACGGAGGCAGCAACAAUAGUUCAGCCAGCUCAGGAAUUCUGAGCGGGCACCACCAUCAUUUACACGGUAGCAGCCCCACAUUAAACGGCGGCAACAAUGGCUCAUCGACCGGCGGCGGAGAUUCCAAGCACCGUCGGCGCAUGGGAGGCGGUCGCGACUCGAGCGGGCGGCCAGACGAGGACGACGAUGACGACAGGAUCAACAUUCUCGACGAUGACGAUGAUAAUUCGAACGGGAGUUUUGGGAGUCUUUGCGGGAGCAGUGCACCCCCUAGUAGUCCUGCCGCUGUUUCCACGACGUCGGACUCGAGUCGCAGCCCCUCUCCACACCACGGUCACCACACGAGCAACAACCACAACAACCACCACCACCACCAUCAUCACAAUAAUAAUCAUCACAAUCAUCAUAGGCCACCACAACCUUGACCGAGUGAAUAAUUAUUGCAUUUUAGAACUUUGAUAUAUAAUUUUGAAUAUAUCUAUAUACUAUAUAAAUCGAGAGAAGUAACAGGCACAGGAACGAAUCGAGAUAUCAUCUCUACUAAUGAAGAAGAUAAAGCAAUUUAGUAACUCUUUUAAAAAUAUAACUU
Parasteatoda tepidariorum (common house spider) is the source of this 1411-nucleotide messenger RNA. Its product is annotated as homeobox protein SIX6-like. Gene Ontology annotation, cellular component: nucleus; transcription regulator complex. NCBI's taxonomy places the organism in Eukaryota, Metazoa, Arthropoda, Arachnida, Araneae, Theridiidae. The record is from RefSeq and is marked provisional. Gene Ontology annotation, biological process: regulation of transcription by RNA polymerase II. Gene Ontology annotation, molecular function: RNA polymerase II cis-regulatory region sequence-specific DNA binding; DNA-binding transcription factor activity, RNA polymerase II-specific.